AUGUUUGUCACAUCACUCGGCUUAUUAUUUGAUUCAAAUUACGAAGAUUUGACAAAAUCGUUACCCUUUGGGGUAGUUAGCAUAAAAGCUAAACAAGUUUAUACUAUUGCAACGGACACUACUACCACCACCCCCAGCACUACCACCACCUCGACCGCCACCACCCCGUCGAUCUAUCAACCAUUCACUUCACCUAGACUAUUAUCAAUCCAAUUCAAUAUUUACAAAUUCAUCAAUCGUUUAAUUUAUGGUACUCGCAGAUAUCAAGAGUUAUUCCCACCAAUCACAAAGCUUGCUAGUCUUAGCAAUAGUAAACAACAAACACACCCCCAGCCUUCUCCUUCAUCUGAGACCACCACUAAUUCAAGGAACUCACCAGGGAGAUUGAAUUUCCCCAUAAAUUGUGCUGUUGAUGACUUGGAUUUUAUGUUUGAUGGUGGAGAUCAUCAAAUUACAAUCUUUGAUUCUGCCGUUGAUAACGAUAUACAUCUUGUUCAUCCAACAAAAUAUCACAGCCAUACUCAUCUCCAUCAUCAUGGAUCUCGUUUUGAAAAAAGUGGAUAUAAGGAGGAGAAAAGCACUCCUUUAUUUCAGCAGCAAAAACAGCAGCAAGAAUUGGAAGUGAAUCGUCAGCAACAACAAAAGGAACAGCAACAGCAACAGCAACAGCAACAGCAACAGCAACAGCAACAGCAACAGCAACAGCAACAGCAACAGCAACAGCAACAGCAGCAACAGCGCUUACGAUGUUCGAAGUCAGAUCAAGUGGACCAGUCUUCACCUGUAAAUGACUUGCCGAUGUUUGAUGACUUUCUUGUUGCCCAUCUGCAUCGUCACACAACCAACGACAACAGUAACAAUACCAACAAGAGCACCCAAAGUAGCAAUAAAAACAACGAUGACAAAGAAGGUGAAUUUUACUCCAAUAUACGCAAUGAGAAAGAAGUCGGCAACGACGUGGGUAAAAACACAUUCAUUCAAUUCGGUCCUAGACCCAUGUACGACAAUCGGUACUUCCAGCAUGAUUUACAAACUAUGGUCAACAAGUCUUACAAUGGUGUUGACGACAAUGAUGCAGCUAGGGAAUAUCCAUACUUUGACGAUUUUGAACAUCACAGACCCGCAUCUAGCAGAGCAUUUAGAGAUGGUGCAAACAGCAAAGAAUCAGCGAGAUUGGUAUCAGCCUCAAUCGAGAAUGCUUUAAUUUCGUCAUCAGUUUCAUCAACUGAAAGUUUUCUCAGUCCGUUGGAUGAUGAGAUUCUUACUAGGUUGCAUCGCCCAUCUCUUCAGGAUAAUAGUGCCAUCACUUCAAACGACGUGCGUUAUCUGUUUGAUGGUCAAAACUUCUAUCAUUGCAGUGACAAUGAGGAAGAAGUCUCUGAAGUGUAUCCAUUUGACGUCGAUUCGUCAAUACUACAAAGAGACACAUUAACAAGUCGUGCGUACACCCACUCAAUUUCAAUACCUGAGCCACAAUCACUGUCGCUAGCACAAUUUCAAUCACCAGCUCCAAAUACUUUUGGUGGGUUUAACCACUUGCACUUUAGCAACUUCCAACCUCGAUACCGUCUACAACAACAAAGUCUACUUCGCAAUGAAUUGGAUAGCUUUAGCCUUCCCGACAAUGCCAAAUUUGGUCACAGUAAGGACGAAGUCUCUGUUCUUUCCAGGAAGAGAAAACUUUCCUCAUCGGGAAUGUCUGUUGCUUCACCUUCAAUUGCAUCAUCCAGUCUUGAUUCGGAUGUUCCUGUCUCACCAACUGAUAUUGUAAUGAAAUCUUUGUUGAAGAGGCCGCAUCGCGAGAAAUCGUUGAAGCACAAACUGAAAAAGAGCAAACAGGUCAAAGUUGAGCCUAGUGACGAGAAGGAGGAACAAGGUAAAGAGCAAGAACUGGCAGUGCAAGGCGCAACGAGGAAAUCAACAACAACAACGACGGAGCCAGUGAUUGUCUCCACCACCACCAAAACUAUCAACACAACCGUUCGCAAAUUAAGCUAUACCGGUAAGGAUGGCAGGGUUGACCACACAUUUGAAUGCCCACAUUGUAGCUCUCAGUUUAAAGUCAAGGGUUAUUUAACUCGGCAUUUGAAGAAACAUAGCUCUGCAAAAGCAUUUCAAUGUCCAUUUUAUCAGGAAAAAGACGGCGAUGGUGAUGGUGAAAGCACCUUUUCUUCACUCGAGCAACAUCAACAUCAGCAUCAGCACCACUCAAUGGCAGGUGCAAUUGUACUGGGCACCAAGUGUCAUCCCACCGGUGGAUUCAGCCGUCGUGACACAUUCAAGACCCACCUCAAAGCAUUACACUUUAUUUAUCCACCAGGCACCAAAUCUAGUGAACGUAAUAAAUUGAGUGGCAGGUGUGCUGGAUGCUUUCAGUUUUUCGAAAACAACUCUCAGUGGUUGGUGCAACAUAUUGAGACUGGAUUGUGUCAGGGUACUGUUGCUUCUAGAGAGAGGUUGAGACAAGAGAUUAUUAAUGAACGGAAUGGAAAGGAUAUGGCGGGCGAGUCAAACACUGGAAAAAAGGGAAGUGUUGGUUGUGAGUUUGAUAAUGAGUUUUAUGACGAUUUAAUGGGAAGCGAUGACAGGGAUGGACAUGAUGGACAUGAUGUACACAAUGAAGAUGUAUAUGAAGAAGAAGAAGAAGAUUUUAGUGCCAAGUUGCUGCAGUUGCAAGAGGAUGACGAGGAAGAGGUACCGUUGACAAUCUCGAUAUUGAAGAAAGAACCAUUUGGGUUGUCUUAG
Lodderomyces theae is the source of this 2745-nucleotide messenger RNA. RefSeq names its product STP3. The transcript has a single exon. Bases 1 to 2745 code for a protein of 914 amino acids. The record is from RefSeq and is a predicted model, not a curated record. Lineage: Eukaryota; Fungi; Ascomycota; Pichiomycetes; Serinales; Debaryomycetaceae.